GGGAGUGUAUCAUGUGUGCCACGUCUAGUGUGUAGCGAUAAGUGACAGGAGAGGGUAUAUGAAGUUGUAGAUUGUCCAUUGUUAGUUAAUUAAAGGGUAGAAAGCUAGACGUUAGAGUCUGUCAGUCAGUCGUGCAGAUAGUCACUGAGACACAGGUACCCAGAGUAGUGAGCUAGAGGUUAGAGUCAGAAGACUUAGAGUUAGUCGUUUUGGUUGGGCUCUGGUGUUUUGGACGUAUUGGGGUUAUUGUGGGACCUGCGAUCCUGCGGUGACCGUGAAGCACCAGCCAUGAUGCUAAGCCUGGGUCUCCUCUGCCUACUGGCCCUCUCUCCUUCUCUGGCUGCCCCACACCGACGCUCCCUCCCUGGGGUGAAUUCUCGUUCCGGGAACAACAAGCUGCUGCUAAUCUCUUUCGAUGGGUUCCGUUGGGACUAUGACAGGGACGUGGACACCCCUCACCUGGACACGAUGGGCCGGGACGGGGUCAAGGCAGCCUACGUCACACCCCCCUACCUCACCAUCACCAGCCCCACACACUUCACCCUGCUCACAGGUCGGUACAUAGAGAACCAUGGAGUGAUCCACAACAUGUGGUUCAACACUACGACCCAGGAGAAGAAACAGUACUACAUGACCCAGUUUGAGGAUUCUUACUGGGACAACGGGAGUCUGCCCAUCUGGAUAACAGCGCAGAGACAAGGUCUGAAGGCGGGCUCCCUCCACUUCCCUGGCACGGCCGCAACCUACAAAGGUGAGAGGGUCAAGGUGAGCCAGGUCGAACCUCGUUUCUACGAGUACAACAAUGAGACGGAAUGGAGAAUCGACAUCGACAAGGUGAUUGGUCAGUGGUUCUCAGAGGAGGACCUGGACUUUGUGUCUUUGUACUUCGGUGAACCAGACGGAACGGGACACAAGUACGGCCCGGAUUCCCCGGAACGCCGGGAGAUGGUGCGACAGGUGGACCGGACCGUGGGAUACAUCCGGGAUACGGCCCGGAAUCACGGCCUCUCCAACCGGCUCAACAUCAUCAUCACGGCCGAUCAUGGAAUGACCACCGUCCUAAGGAAUGGUCUGGUCGACGAGAUCAUCCUAUCGGAGAUUCCGGGAUUUGACUUCCGGGAUAUCAAGUUUCACCUGGUGGACUACGGGCCAUCAGGAAUGCUUCUUCCCAGAGAGGGAAUGCUGGAGAAGGUGUACCAAGCCCUGAAAGGAGGCCACCCUCACUUGCAUGUGUAUAAGAAGGAGGAUAUGCCCGCCAGACUUCACUAUAGUAACCACCCUCGCCUCCUGCCCCUGAUUAUAUUCGCUGAUCGAGGAUACGUCAUCAAUGGGUUGUUCCCAGUCCAGUUCAACAAGGGAGAGCACGGCUAUGAUAACCAGGUGAUGGACAUGAAGCCGUUCUUCAGAGCCGUGGGGCCUGACUUCCAGAAGAACUUGGUGGUGGGACCCUUCGAGACAGUCAAUGUGUACCCGCUGAUGUGUCACCUCCUGGGCAUCACACCGGAGGUCAACGAUGGGUCCCUGGAGGUCACCCGCCAGAUGCUGGUCCCCAAGAAGGACCUGGGAUCCUAUGAGAACAGGGAAUAUCCAGUGGGACGUCUUCAUCGGCCUGUCAUCGGUCGCUGGUUUCCUGGCUCUGGUGUUUGUUGUCUCCACAGCUCACGCCAUGUUGAAAAGGACCAAAAUGAACAGGAGAUCUAAAGUCACCAAGGAGGAUCUCAAAGAAAAAGAGGCCAAUAUUAAACAAACUUCCUUUUAAAGGCUAUGGACUUUGUGGGCGGUCAUUUGUUUAGCAAAGUUAUUGGUCUCCUGCAAAAAAAUGGUGAUUUGUGUGCUAAAAUCCUAAUAGCGGAGGUGCAUAAAGAUGGCAGCUCCCAUGUACUUACCACAAAUACCCGUUUGCUAAAUUCGCCCUGUUGUACAUUGCUCUCCGUUACUCUUUUUUUUGUAUCGGCAUUAGCGCAGUAUACAUGUACAUGAUCCCGAUUCUAGUUCCAGGACGGCGGCAAUAAAAAAAAAAAUGAGAAAGUAGAUUGUGCUGAUUUACUGGCAAAUUGAACCAUGUUGUGCGCCAAAGUUUAAGAACUUAAAAAAAUAUACAGUUCUUCAAAGUACAAAUUACAAAUAUCUGGCACAAAUAUUUGUUAAGCAAAUUAUCAGCAAUCAACAACUUACAUCAGUACAUCACACACAUCUACCACAAAACAAAACACAAAGGUAAAACAAGAAAAUAUCUUAAAUACAUAUUAAUAAUAAUAAUAAUAAUAAUAAUAAUAAUAAUAAUAAUAAUAAUAAUAAAGUGCAAUUUGUAUUCACUCAAAAAAUCGCAUUAUAAUGAUUCAAGAUGUCAUUGUUGUAUUAUUAACUAGGGAUAAUGUCUUAACUAAAUGAUUAAAUUCAAUCAGAAGUAUUUUAAAUGUUGGUAUUAUUUCUGGAAUUUUUGUUUGUGU
Coregonus clupeaformis (lake whitefish) is the source of this 2450-nucleotide messenger RNA. RefSeq names its product ectonucleotide pyrophosphatase/phosphodiesterase family member 7. Bases 289 to 1701 code for a protein of 470 amino acids. Lineage: Eukaryota; Metazoa; Chordata; Actinopteri; Salmoniformes; Salmonidae. The record is from RefSeq and is a predicted model, not a curated record. The transcript has 6 exons.